This is a messenger RNA of Salvelinus fontinalis (brook trout), 3900 nucleotides long. RefSeq names its product transcription factor RFX4. NCBI's taxonomy places the organism in Eukaryota, Metazoa, Chordata, Actinopteri, Salmoniformes, Salmonidae. The transcript has 18 exons. Gene Ontology annotation, biological process: regulation of transcription by RNA polymerase II. Gene Ontology annotation, molecular function: DNA-binding transcription factor activity, RNA polymerase II-specific; RNA polymerase II cis-regulatory region sequence-specific DNA binding. The coding region runs from base 194 to 2404 and encodes 736 amino acids. The record is from RefSeq and is a predicted model, not a curated record.
UCACCCCCACCACCUCCCCUCACCACCAACACCACCCCUCUCUCGGCAGAGCCCAGAGCCUCACCAUCUCCUGCCACGGAUAGGCAGCGGUCACGGAGACACGGAGCUAGACAAGAGGAAACCUACUGAGGAGGGGGAGACGUGCACAGAGCCAUUUUCUUGGAGGAGCCAGUGUGCCGUUGAUGGGAAGAGGAUGCAUUGUGGGCUGCUGGAGGAGCCUGAUAUGGAUUCCACAGAGAGCUGGAUUGAAAGAUGUCUCAACGAGAACGAGAGCAAGCGGUAUUCCAGUCACACGUCCCUGGGGAAUACGUCCAAUGACGAAAAUGAGGAGAAAGAAAACAACAGGGCAUCUAAACCACAUUCAACACCAGCUACCCUACAAUGGCUGGAGGAGAACUAUGAGAUUGCAGAAGGGGUUUGUAUCCCCCGCAGUGCUCUCUACAUGCACUACCUGGACUUCUGUGAGAAGCACGACACACAGCCUGUCAACGCCGCCAGCUUUGGGAAGAUUAUUAGACAACAGUUUCCACAACUAACCACAAGAAGACUGGGGACUAGGGGACAGUCAAAGUACCACUACUAUGGCAUCGCUGUGAAGGAGAGUUCCCAGUACUACGAUGUGAUGUACUCCAAGAAGGGGGCGGCGUGGGUGAAUGAGACGGGCAAGAAGGAGGUCACCAAGCAAACAGUGGCGUAUUCACCACGCUCCAAACUGGGGACGCUCCUGCCAGACUUUCCAAAUGUCAAAGACCUAAAUCUGCCCGCCAGUCUGUCAGAAGAGAAGGUGUCAACGUUCAUCAUGAUGUACAGAACUCACUGCCAGAGGAUACUGGAUACAGUAAUACGCGCAAACUUUGACGAGGUCCAGAGCUUCCUGCUGCACUUUUGGCAGGGCAUGCCCCCGCACAUGCUCCCUGUCCUGGGCUCCUCCACUGUGGUCAACAUCGUGGGCGUCUGUGACUCCAUUCUUUACAAGGCCAUCUCUGGGGUUCUCAUGCCCACAGUCCUUCAAGCACUGCCUGAUAGUUUGACCCAGGUGAUCCGGAAGUUUGCCAAACAGCUGGAUGAGUGGCUUAAAGUAGCACUUCACGACCUGCCUGAAAACCUGAGGAAUAUCAAGUUCGAAUUAUCUAGAAGAUUUUCUCAGGUUCUCAAGCGGCAGACAUCUUUGAACCAUCUAUGUCAGGCGUCGCGGACGGUGAUCCACAGUGCAGACAUCACCUUUCAGAUGAUGGAGGACUGGAGGAACGUGGACCUGAACAGCAUCACCAAGCAGACACUUUACACCAUGGAGGACACACGGGAGGAGCAACGGCGGCUCAUCAUCCACUUGUACCAGGAGUUUGACCGUCUGUUGGAGGAGCAGUCUCCUAUAGAGGCAUAUAUAGAGUGGCUGGACUCCAUGGUGGACCGCUGUGUUGUCAAGGUGGCAGGGAAGAGGCCUGGGUGCCUGAAGAAGGUGGCCCAGCAGUUCCUGCUCAUGUGGUCGUGCUUCGGGACACGAGUCAUCCGGGAUAUGACCCUCCACAGUGCGCCUAGCUUCGGCUCGUUCCACCUGAUCCACCUGAUGUUUGAUGACUAUGUGCUGUACCUGCUGGAGUCCCUGCACUGCCAGGAGAGGGCCAAUGAGCUCAUGAGGUCCAUGAAGGCAGAGGGCAACACAGCUGAGCAAGAGGAAGAGAUGAUGCUGACGGAGACCACGCCCACAUCCACGUCCCCAGGGCCCUUCUCCCCGGCCAAGUCUGUCACCUCAGUGGGGGUCCCAGCCGCCAGCUCCCCCGCUGCUGCCCAGUCCCCAGAGUACACAGGGGCCACAGCCACCACAGGAGCUGUUCAGUCAUAUACCUGGUCCCUUACGUACACAGUGACAACGUCAGGCGGCACCCCUUCUGAGGGCGGACAGCAGCAGCCUUGCAUGCGCAGUGGUGCCCCAGUGCCCCCUCCCUCCUCCGCCCAUCGACUGCCAGUCUACGCACACAGGGAUGAGCACGGGUUCACUGGGAGCUAUAACUACGGAAGCUACUCCAACCAGCACCCCCACUCCAUCCAGAGCCAGUACCCCAGUCUGGCCCAUGAACCGGGCAUUCCUGCCCCCCUCCAUUAUCCCGCCUACCACCGCACUUCUGCACAGUACCCACUCAACAGCCAGAUGUCACGGAUGGAGCCCUGCUUGAUGGGAGGUACUCCUCGGCUGCACCCUACGCCUGUGACCCCCCGGUGGGCUGAUGUCUCACCGGCCAACAGCUGUUACACCAGUCCCCCUAUACACUCCUCCCGCUACGCCGCCUCUGGAGAUAUGUACUCCCCCCUGGCCCCUCGCAGGAACUCUGAGUAUGAACACUCUCAACACUUUCCCGGUUUCGCCUACAUCAACGGAGAGGCCACUACAGGCUGGGCCAAGUAGGCUUUCAAUUCAGCCCUCAGAGAGAGGAGCUCCCCUGGGCACAGUCAUGCCCAUGCAGCCUGCCUGCCAAGCCUAUGGAUGCAAACGUCCCACUGCCUUUCUCCAACACGACCCAGAGGCACCUAAUCAGGAGUAUAAGUGUAAUGGUAGGGGAGAGAGGCUGCAGAGUAGCAACACUGGGUUACCUGAGCCACAGGCCACAGCACAGAGAACCAAGCUAAGAUUCAGGACUUCUUCUCACAUUACACAAUCAGAAUAUUGUGGCGUAGGCCUAGUCUGUUCAGGGCAGCAAUCAUCUCAAUGGUGGAGCUGUUUGCAGAAGAUGGCAGUGCAAACGGAGGCAGUCGGAAUAAUCUCACAUAUGGAAGUGUGCAGUGUGGACUACACAGCUGUGCCUGUGCAAUCGAUGAACCCCCAUCCCUGCAGUCGACCUACAGAUGUAGGAUCUUAGUUUUAUCACCCUGUUGCUGCAGGAGAUAUCCUGCACAGUAGUAAAUGCAAAUGUGUAGUGUAUUAAAAGGUUUUAAAAGGCUUCUAGAAUUUGUAAUUUCCACUUCAAAAUGAUUUGCCUUAACAAAAAAAUGUAUCCAACCUUACAGAAAUGCUGCAGAAUUAUUUUCCUGCAGUGAGAAACUGGUCAAAUUAAGAUCCUACAUCUGUACCAAGUCAAAAAACACUCAUCACCCCUCCCUCCCUGUACUCAGCCACUAAUGUACGCAACCAAUGUAACUCUGUUAACGUUGUCCACUGUGGCUGACAUCAGUACAGUCUCUUAACGACGUACGCUGUUUUCACUUGGUCAGCACCACCUCAUUGCCUGUGUGGGCUCAGAGCAGGCCUCUCAGACGCUGUUCAGAAGACAAGCUUCAGCCUGCUGCAGAACCAGGGUCGUAUUCAUUACGGCACAACAGAGCAAUACAUUUUGCAACGGAAAAUUAAUAUAGUGUUUCUUAUUGGGUUCAGGUUGUCAUUCCCUAUUUCAGUCUGUUUUCUUCAGUUUGGUGGCUAAUGAAUACAACCCAGGAUGGAUUGCCUUAUUGUUUCCCCGCUGGAGUGCUGUGCCUCAGCCAGAUUAUUUGUGUGCUUUGUCACAAGCUCUGUUGCUGUAUUUGUGAGAGGAGGAGGAGAUACUAUAGAUGUAUUUUCUGUAACUUUGUAACAUGUUGUUCUUUUUUUGUUUGGUUUUCUGUGUUACGGUUGGUAUUUUGUUCAUUUCUGUAUGGAUAGUGAAGGAAACAUUAACCUAGGUUUGUGUGUUUCAUAAUGCACUCAAAGCUACUGUGGACCUAUUACCCUAUGGGUAGGAAUAAAAAGGAACAAAUAUCAAAGUGUAACAUAUAUGAACUCUAGUCACUUUUUUUCUGUAAAUAAAAGCACUCGACAACUUCUGUGGUGACAACUGUUCCAGUUUAAACUGAUAUGUAUGUGGAAUUAUUUGCUGCCACAUAAAUAAUUUUGAAAACCCCAAUCAAAAUGUGGACCGUGUUCUUAUUUCU